AAACACCGAUUUAUACGUAGAAAAUCAGUAUUUGUAUACAUACAUACAUCAACACCCUGUCAGAGCAAGAAUCAAUCAAUAAUGGUCAACUAACCUUCAAACCCAUCAACGAUUUCCUUCUGAAAUUUUCGUCACUUCUCUCAGAACUUGAAGAUAUACAGAGAGGUAGAGAUGGGGGUUCCGGUUCGAACAGCAGGGGUCAUGGGGGUGGAUAAUCUGAGCGAGAAAGCAGCGAAGAUGAGAGAAUCACUACAAAAGAGUCAGUCAAUCACCGACAACAUGGUUUCUAUCUUGGGUUCCUUUGACCACCGUCUCUCAGCCCUUGAAACUGCCAUGCGCCCCACUCAGAUUAGGACACAUGCCAUACGCAGAGCUCAUGAGAACAUCGACAGGACUUUGAAGGCUGCUGAUGUUAUAUUGGACAGAUUUGAUCUUUCUCGUGAGGCUGAGGCUAAAAUACUUAGAGGGCCACAUGAGGACCUUGAAAGCUAUCUUGAAGCUAUUGAGCAGCUAAGAAGUAAUAUUGUCUUUUUUACCAACAAUAAAAGCUUCAGAAGUAGUGAUGGAGUUAUCAGCCAUGCAAGUAACUUACUUUCUAAGGCUAUAUCUAAGCUGGAACAGGAGUUUAAACAACUCUUAUCAUCAUACAGCAAAUCUGUGGAACCUGAUCGGCUAUAUGAAUGCCUCCCUAAUUCACUACGACCAUCGUCUGGGUCACCUGAUUCAAAGAAUCCUUCUAAUAGUCAUACUGGUCACAUUACUGCCGAGAAUGCUGUUUUUACUCCCUUAAUCCUCAUACCACCACGGGUCCUUCCUUUGCUUCAUGAUUUAGCCCAACACAUGGUGCAAGCUGGACACACACAACAGUGCCUCAUUAUUUACAGGGAUACCCGUUCACCAGUCCUGGAAGAAACCCUUCAGAAAUUGGGAGUGGAGAAGCUUAGCAAAGACGAUGUCCAGAAGAUGCAGUGGGAGGUCUUGGAACUCAAGAUUGGGACUUGGAUUCAUUUCAUGCGUAUCGCAGUAAAAUUGCUGUUUUCUGCGGAACGGAGAGUUUGUGAUCAAAUGUUUGAAGGCAUUGAAUCGCUUAAAGAUCAGUGUUUUGCUGAAGUUACCGCAGGCAGCGUCGCCAUGCUACUCAGUUUUGGAGAUGCAAUUGCCAAAAGCAAGAGGUCACCUGAGAAGUUAUUUGUGCUUCUGGACAUGUAUGAGAUAAUGCGCGAGCUUCACUCUGAGAUCGAAUCACUUUUCGUAGGGAAAGCUUGCAAAGACAUUAGAGAAUCUGCUCUAGGUUUGACGAAGCGACUUGCACAGACAGCGCAAGAGACAUUCGGGGAUUUUGAAGAAGCUGUUGAAAAAGAUGCAACAAAAACAGCUGUGUCGGAUGGAACGGUCCAUCCUCUCACAAGCUAUGUGAUCAACUAUGUGAAGUUUUUGUUCGAUUAUCAGUCGACAUUGAAGCAACUGUUCCAAGAGUUUGAAAAUGGGGAGGACUCGAAUUCUCAGCUGGCAUCUGUAACAAUGCGAAUCAUGCAGGCCCUUCAAAUCAAUUUGGAAGGAAAAUCCAAACAGUACAAAGAUCUUGCUCUCACCAAUUUGUUUCUUAUGAACAAUAUUCACUAUAUGGUCAGAUCCGUGCGCAGAUCCGAAGCAAAGGAUUUGUUGGGGGAUGAUUGGGUGCAAAGACACAGAAGGGUUGUGCAACAACACGCUAAUCAGUACAAAAGGAUAGCUUGGCAAAAGAUCCUUCAAUGUCUCUCUAUUCAAGGUUUGACCUCAUCUGGAGGUGGUAGUUCAGUUGGUGGUGAUGGAGGAAAUAGCAGUGGAGCUUCGCGGGCACUCGUAAAAGAUAGGUUGAAGAUCUUUAAUGUUCAGUUUGAGGAGCUUCAUCAAAGACAAUCUCAGUGGACGGUUCCUGAUACAGAGCUACGAGAAUCUUUGAGGCUUGCAGUCGCUGAAGUCUUGUUGCCUGCAUACCGAUCCUUCAUCAAACGUUUUGGGGCACUUGUUGAGAAUGGGAAGAAUCCCCAUAAAUACAUCAGGUAUACAGCAGAGGAUCUUGACCGGAUGCUUGGCGAAUUUUUCGAGGGUAAGACUUCGAGCGAUGCCAGACGGUAGAUAUUGUACUCCCAGAAAGAUAGAAAGAUAUGUUGAAUUAAAGGAGAAGAUACUUGCUAUACACUGUAUUUAGGGUCUUGUGGAGGCAACUAGUGUUGAAUUACUCUUUUACCCUUGUGGUAGUGUAUCCUGUAGUUGAUGAUAAGGGCAUAUAUGGUCUUUUUGUAUCUAUUGAGGUAAAGAAAGAUACGGGUAAGUAACAAGUAAAAGAAAAGGCAGUGCUAAACGUCCAUUAAAUUGUCUCUUAGUUGAUAUUACUGUUACUGUGAACCAUUCUUUUGUAAUUGUGUAUAGAUUUGUGUUUUU
Molecule: messenger RNA, 2424 nt
Organism: Cynara cardunculus var. scolymus (artichoke)
Lineage: Eukaryota; Viridiplantae; Streptophyta; Magnoliopsida; Asterales; Asteraceae
Product: exocyst complex component EXO70A1-like
Exons: 12
Coding region: 172-2118 (648 amino acids)
Biological process (GO): exocytosis
Cellular component (GO): exocyst
Molecular function (GO): phosphatidylinositol-4,5-bisphosphate binding
Source: RefSeq, a predicted model, not a curated record